Molecule: messenger RNA, 2919 nt
Organism: Rhodamnia argentea
Lineage: Eukaryota; Viridiplantae; Streptophyta; Magnoliopsida; Myrtales; Myrtaceae
Product: E3 UFM1-protein ligase 1 homolog
Exons: 20
Coding region: 208-2670 (820 amino acids)
Biological process (GO): protein K69-linked ufmylation; response to endoplasmic reticulum stress; regulation of proteasomal ubiquitin-dependent protein catabolic process
Cellular component (GO): endoplasmic reticulum membrane
Molecular function (GO): UFM1 ligase activity
Source: RefSeq, a predicted model, not a curated record
ACUCCUCUUUGGGGAACGUAAACACGAUAGAGAGGCUCGAUAAUUCAUCGGUUUGGUUAAACUGACGCGAUCGCACUCGGGAGCAGCAGCGAAGCGGGGAGCUCGACGACGCGUGUGGUUUUGCUCUGGAGAUAAAUUCUCAAUCGGAGCCCCUGCAUCGUCUUCUUCGUUGGGAGAGAACGACGCUUCGAUCCCUGCCGAAAAACCAUGGACGACGAACUGCUGGAGUUGCAGAGGCAAUUCGAGUUCGCUCAGCAGGCCAAAUCCUUCGUCCGUCUCUCCGAACGCAACGUCGUCGAAUUGGUCCAGAAGCUCCAGGAGCUCCACAUCAUCGACUUCGAUCUCCUCCACACCGUUUCCGGCAAGGAGUACAUCACCCCUGAACAACUGAGGCAUGAAAUGCUGUCAGAGGUACAAAAAUUGGGACGUGUUUCUCUAAUUGACCUUGCCGACACUACUGGGGUUGAUUUGUACCAUGUUGAGAAGCAAGCUCAAGUUAUGGUGGCUGGUAAUCCAGGCCUUACGUUUGUUCAGGGGGAAAUCAUAUCGCAACAUUACUGGGACUCUGUAGCUGAAGAGAUUAACGAGCGGCUUCAAGAAUGUAGUCAGAUAGCUUUAGCAGAGCUAGCUGCACAAUUACAUGUUGGCUCGGAGUUAUUGACAUCAGUGUUGGAGCCUCGACUUGGGAGCACGGUGAAAGGAAGGCUUGAAGGUGGGCAGUUGUAUACUCCGGCAUAUGUUGCUAGAGUUAGUGCUAUGGUUCGUGGUGCAGCAAGAGGCAUUUCUGUCCCUGCAAAUCUGUCUGCAUUGUGGAGCUCUCUACAGCAACUUCUGCAGGAAAUGGAUGGAGCUACUGGAGUGUCCGUUGAGGCAUCAUUCUUCCAAUCCCUAUUCAAUGAGCUAUUGAAGGGAGGAGAGAUCCUGGGUUCACUCCGUGCAGGAGUGUACUGGACUCCAACUGUCUUUGCCAUUGCUCAGAAGGAAUGUGUUGAUUCUUUUUUCUCUCAGAAUUCCUUCAUCACUUAUGAAACGCUUAGCAGACUAGGAAUAUCGCAACCUGUUCAAUUCUUACAGUCCAGGUAUCCUGAUGGAUUCCCAUUGGCAAAUGCUUUUGUGCACCCCUCCUUGACAGAAAUGGUGGAUACUGCUAUUGAAGAUGCUGUUGAACGUUCUAGCUGGAUUGACUCACUAUCUGUAUUACCUGCAUCCUUUGGUUCUCAAGAUGCAUCUGAGAUUUUAUCAUAUUGUCCAUCUGUUCAGUCUGCUCUCAAGUCUAAUAAAGCUCUAAUCCUUGGGGAGUCCUUUGUCUUUAGCAAUGCCUUUAUCAAGGAUGUGUAUGAUCGCCUGGAAAAAGAGAUGGUAGUAGCUAAUCUUUCAGGAUCUGCUAGUGUUAAUCUUUCUGAUGAUCGAUAUUCAGCCAAGGAUGCUAAAGGAGCACAUGAUUCUGGCUUUUCCUCCGAGUUAAAUGAAAUUUCAAGUGGGAGUACGUCUAUUAAACAUGUUGUGGAUAAAGGGGGAAGGAAAAAGAAGGGAAAAUCUACUGGAAAUGCUAAAUCUGGUGCAUCUGAGAGUGGUCCAGACAAUCAGGAUUUUGUGCCGGCAAAAUCCAAGAAAAACCAGAAGAAGAGCAAAGAUGUGCCUUCGGUGCAUACGUCAGAAGUGAAAUCAAGCGCUAAGAAAGAUGCCAAAUCGCAAGAAGAAAACCAGGGUAUUCCUUCAGAAGAAUGGAGUGUGCAAGUGAUUACUACAUUGUUUCCCGAUUUCGAAGAGCAAGGUGUUGAUGAUCCAUCCAGUAUAAUUAGGUCUCUAGCCAACCACUUGAGACCUAUGCUAAUAAAUUCUUGGAAGGAAAAAAGAAAGGCAGUGUUUACAGAAAACGCAGAGAGAAUGAAACGGUUGCUUGAUGAUUUGCAAAAAAAAAUCGAUGAAGCUUUGUUAAAUAUACAGCUAUAUGAAAAGGCAUUAGAUUUGUUUGAAGAUGAUUCAUCCACUUCAGUGGUUUUACACAGGCAUCUCUUGAGAACAACAGCUGCUUCUAUUGUAGAUACGCUAUUUGUUGAUCUGGAUGCUUACAACAAAUUAAAGACUGGUGCUGAAACCGAAAAUCCUGAGAACUCACAGUGUGUCUCACUUAGUUCUGUAGAAAGAACUGCUCUUGCAAAGACAUUCCCUGGAAGCCUUUCAAAGAAGGCUCUUGCAGUGGUUGACGCUUUGGAGGGAAAGAGGGUGGAAACUUUCAUGACUGCGCUGACAGAUUUUGCAGAGGAGAGCGGAUUGGUAGUGAAAAAGCUUGACAAGAAACUGGAAAGGGCACUUCUGCAUUCUUACCGCAAGGAUUUGACCUCUCAAGUGUCUACAGAAGAGGAUCCUAUCUCUCUUCUGCCAAAAGUAGUGUCGCUGCUGUAUAUUCAGGUUCAUAGUAAGGCUCUUCAAGCUCCUGGGAGGGCCAUUUCUAUUGCCAUUACCAGAUUGAAGGAUAAGCUACAGGACUCAGCUUACCAGAUUUUGACAGAUUACCAAGCCGCUACAGUCACCCUCCUGUCACUGAUUUCUGCCUCCACUGGUGAUGAAGAGGAUUGCGCAUCUGAGAGAAUUUCUAGUAAGAGGGAGCUUCUGGAGAGUCUAAUGCCAGCACUGAAGAGCCUAGUGCUCAGCAAGCCUCAAUCUUGAGAAUUAGCCAGAUUUGUGCCAUCGCAAGACAAGAUCACAUUCAGCUCAUUAAAGACUUGGAGAGGAUAUGUUACGGCAAUUUGUUAGACAAUCAAAUGAUCUUGCGACACCGGCAACCAUGUUGGUAAUGGGGGAGUUAACUUUGUGCAGGAGAGAGAGAGAGAGAGAGAGAGAGAUCCAAUGUGAAAAUUCAUGUGUGAUCUGAGGGGGUGAAAAAGGAGGUCCUGUAACUAUUUGAUUUGUUCUUGA